UGUCUUCAGCGUUGGAGACCUUGUUCAGUAUUAUAAGAUACAUUCAGAUAGCCUUGAAUGAUGUAAGAUAACCAUUUUGACUUCCAAGGUGUUUUUAAGCAGGUAUUUUAAAGAAUAAUAAAAUAUUUUAAAGUCAGUGCUGAAAACUUAAAAAAAAAGUCAUUAUAUUUUACUUGUAGGUCUUUGAAAGAAGAUGAAUUUGGCCGAGAUUUGUGACAAUGCAAAGAAAGGAAGAGAAUAUGCACUUCUUGGGAAUUAUGACUCAUCCAUGGUCUAUUACCAGGGGGUGAUACAGCAGAUUCAGAGACAUUGCCAGUCAGUCAGAGACCCUGCUGUCAAAGGCAAAUGGCAACAGGUUCGGCAGGAGUUAUUGGAAGAAUACGAGCAAGUUAAAAGCAUUGUCAGCACUUUAGAAAGCUUUAAAGUUGACAAGCCGCCAGAUUUCCCUGUGUCCUAUCAAGAUGAGCCAUUUAGAGACCCUGCUGUGUGGCCACCUCCUGUCCCUGCAGAGCACAGAGCUCCACCCCAGAUAAGGCGUCUCAGUCGAGAAGUAAGACCUCUGAGGAAAGAAAUGCCUGGAGUAGGAGCCCGGGGACCUGUAGGCCGAGCACAUCCUACAUCCAGGAGUGAAAAGCCCUCUGCGAGUAAGGACAAGGAUUAUAGAGCCCGAGGGAGAGAUGACAAGGGAAGGAAAAAUUUGCAAGAUGGUGCAGGUGAUGGUGAAAUUCCAAAAUUUGAUGGUGCUGGAUAUGAUAAAGAUCUGGUGGAAGCUCUUGAGAGAGACAUUGUCUCCAGGAAUCCUAGCAUUCAUUGGGAUGACAUAGCUGAUUUGGAAGAAGCUAAGAAGUUGCUAAGGGAAGCUGUUGUUCUUCCAAUGUGGAUGCCUGACUUUUUCAAAGGGAUUAGAAGGCCUUGGAAGGGUGUGCUGAUGGUUGGACCACCAGGGACCGGUAAGACUAUGCUAGCUAAAGCUGUUGCCACUGAAUGUGGCACAACAUUCUUCAACGUUUCCUCUUCUACACUGACAUCUAAAUAUAGAGGUGAAUCUGAGAAGUUAGUCCGUCUGUUGUUUGAAAUGGCUAGAUUUUAUGCCCCCACCACGAUCUUCAUUGAUGAGAUAGAUUCCAUCUGCAGUCGAAGAGGAACCUCUGAUGAACACGAGGCAAGCCGAAGAGUCAAGUCUGAGCUACUCAUUCAGAUGGAUGGAGUUGGAGGAGCUUUAGAAAAUGAUGAUCCUUCCAAAAUGGUUAUGGUAUUGGCUGCUACUAAUUUCCCAUGGGACAUUGAUGAAGCUUUGCGAAGGAGAUUAGAAAAAAGGAUAUAUAUACCUCUCCCAACAGACUCCCAACAGAAGAAGCUGGCACCAUUUGUCACAGUGCUAAAUAUACAUCUGGCUCAGGAGUCAAAAAAGCUGAAGGAGGAAAACUGGCAGGAGCUGGAAAGAGCUGCAGGCCCAGGUGCUGACCCAUGCUAACAAGGUGAGCCAGCCGAUAAAUGACAAUAUGUAUGAGCUGCAAUUGCACCUCCUACUCUGCACCAACUUUCUGAUCUGAUUCACUUCUGCCUUUCUCACACCAUUUCUUGUGUGGUCCACACAAAUCCAGAAUUAUGCAAUAAAGAGAAUUCUGGGAAACAGAAUUUCAGCUUAGCUAAAUUGACAUGAAACUAAUCCAGUCCCCCCCAGCCAAAAAACGCAAACUCAUUGCCAUCGAGUCAAUUCCGACUCAUAGUGACCCUAUAGGACAGAGUAGAACUGCUCCAUAGGGCUUCCAAGGCUGUAAAUUUUUAUGGAAGCAGACUGCCACAUCUUUCUCCAGCAGAGCGACUGGUGAGUUCAAACCACUGACCUUUCGGUUAGCAGCCAAGUGUUUAACCACUGUUCCACCACCUUAAUUUCCUUUUGUUGUCUGUAGGAUCUGUAAUGAUGGCUCAUUUUUCAUCCUGCUGUUGGUAAUUUGUAUUUUAUCUCUAUUAUUUGUGAUCAGUCUUGUAAGAGUUUUAUUAAUAAUCUUUUAAAAAUCAACUUUUUUGUUCGGCUAAUUUUUUCUAUUGAUUUGUCUUUCAUAAUUCAUUGAUUUCCUCUCUCAUUAUUUUCUUGCUUAUACUUUGAAUUUAAUUUUCUCUUUUUCUGAAGUUAGAAAGUUGGAUUAUUGAUUUUAAAUCUCUUAUUUUUUAAAGUGAAUAUUUAAAGCUGCAAAUUUCAUUUUGAGCAUUGCUUUGGUUUCAUACUACAAAUUUUGAUAUGUCAUUUUUUAUGUUUUAAUUUGAAAUAUUUUCUAAUUUUCUUUGUUAUUUCUUUCUGUAGUCCUUGGGUUAUUUAGAAAUAUGUGGUUUAAUAGCCAAAUAUUGGGGGAUUUUCUAGAUAUCUUUUGUUUUUGAUUUCUUAUUAAAAUUUGUCAUAGUCAAGAACAUGUUCUAUAGGGUUUUAAUUUGACCUUUAUUGAAUUUAUCUUGGUGAAUGUUAGAGUUGCAAUUUAAUAGAAUUUUAUUUUGUUCUCAUUGGGUGUAUUGCUUUGUAAAUGUCAGUAGAUAAAGUUGGUAUGGUAGUAUUGUUCAAAUUUUCUAGAUUCUUACUGGAUUUUUAGUCUAGUGUUACUAUUGGUUACUGAGAGUGUAAAAAUCUUCAGCUGUGAUUGUGAAUUUUUUUCUCCCUUUAAAUCUGCCAAUUUUUGCUAAAUACAUUUUGAAGUUCUGUUAUUAGGUACAUAAAAACUUAUAAUUGUUAUAUCUUCUUGAAUUGAUUCUUAUAUCAUUACACAAUGUCUUUCUUUCUCUCUGAUAAUACC
Trichechus manatus latirostris (Florida manatee) is the source of this 2786-nucleotide messenger RNA. RefSeq names its product katanin catalytic subunit A1 like 1 (gene KATNAL1). Gene Ontology annotation, molecular function: ATP binding; microtubule binding; ATP hydrolysis activity. Gene Ontology annotation, cellular component: microtubule cytoskeleton; microtubule. The coding region runs from base 194 to 1474 and encodes 426 amino acids. Gene Ontology annotation, biological process: microtubule severing. Lineage: Eukaryota; Metazoa; Chordata; Mammalia; Sirenia; Trichechidae. The record is from RefSeq and is a predicted model, not a curated record. The transcript is spliced from 9 exons.